Messenger RNA from Beta vulgaris subsp. vulgaris (sugar beet), 1897 nucleotides. RefSeq lists its product as hypothetical. Lineage: Eukaryota; Viridiplantae; Streptophyta; Magnoliopsida; Caryophyllales; Amaranthaceae. Gene Ontology annotation, biological process: protein ubiquitination. Gene Ontology annotation, cellular component: membrane; Cul4A-RING E3 ubiquitin ligase complex. The transcript has 12 exons. Bases 181 to 1617 code for a protein of 478 amino acids. The record is from RefSeq and is a predicted model, not a curated record.
GCCAGUUACCAAACACCUCAUCAAUAAGUUUUUCGAUUGAUUGAAAUCAUCGAAUACGGUCAUCUUACCCUAACUACUUCAAAUACCUCCACUUCAGUCUCACAUGCCAGAGUCAACAGAGAGUGAGAGACACAAAUAAAAAUUAAAAAGACAGCCUUUUGGCCAUUUUUAGGACAAAAAAUGAUGAUAAUCAUGAAGAUGAGUAAAUUAUCUGGAGGUUUGCUAAAAUGGAAGAUUUUGAUAUCCAUUUCAAUGGUUGCUUUGAGUUUCUUGUUGUUGGCUUCAGCUGAAAAAAGAACCCUAAAUUCAGACAACAGCUCCAUCACAACUUCAACUGCAGAUGAUCUUCUUGCUCAAUUUGCCAACUUUUUUUGGAAUUCUGAUCAAUCAGGCUACCACCAUGUUUGGCCGGAUAUGAAAUUUGGGUGGCAAAUUGUUGUGGGAUCAUUAAUUGGAUUUUGUGGAGCUGCAUUUGGAAGUGUUGGUGGUGUUGGAGGUGGUGGAAUAUUUGUGCCAAUGCUUUGUCUCAUAAUUGGGUUUGAUCCAAAAUCCGCAACUGCUAUAUCGAAAUGUAUGAUAAUGGGUGCUGCAGCCUCAACCGUGUUCUAUAAUAUGAAACUAAAGCACCCAACACUAGAUAUGCCGAUCAUCGAUUAUGAUUUGGCGCUGCUUUUCCAGCCAAUGCUCAUGCUUGGAAUUAGUAUUGGUGUUACUUUUAAUGUGAUUUUUGCUGAUUGGAUGGUCACUGUUCUGCUGAUCAUUCUUUUCAUAGGCACAUCUAUAAAGGCAUUAUUCAAGGGUAUUGAGACUUGGAGAAAAGAAACAUUGAUCAAGCUGGAGGAGACUAGGCGUUUGGCAUCAAAUGGUGCUGGUGGUGAAGGAAUUGACUAUAAGCCCCUUCCUGGUGGCCCAAACAUGGAGACUAAAGAAACAGAAGUUUCCUCCGGCGAGUAUUAUUACACAAAGGAACUUGGUCUCCUUAUCUUUGUAUGGGUGACAUUUCUUGUCCUGCAGAUUGUUAAGGAGCAAACAUCUUCUUGUUCAAUAGCCUAUUGGGUGCUAAACUUGUUGCAGGUACCUGUUGCUGUUGGCGUGUCUUUGUAUGAAGCAGUCGGCCUAUACAAAGGACGGAGAAUAAUCUCAUCCAAAGGAGAUGUUUCCACUACUUGGGAAGUCCACCAGCUCGUCUUGUAUUGUUGUUGUGGGAUAUUGGCUGGUAUUGUUGGUGGUCUGCUUGGCCUUGGUGGUGGAUUUAUCUUGAUCCCCUUGUUCUUGGAGCUUGGAGUUCCUCCUCAGGUUUCAAGUGCUACAGCCACCUUUGCAAUGGCCUUCUCUGCUUCUAUGUCUGUUGUAGAGUACUACCUUCUGAAACGUUUUCCCAUCACUUAUGCUCUUUACUUCAUGGCUGUGGCGAUUGUUGCUGCCUUUGUCGGACAACAUCUUGUCAGAAAGCUGAUAAUCUUAUUGGGGAGGGCAUCCUUGAUUAUCUUUAUUUUGGCUUUCUCAAUUUUUGUCAGUGCUGUCUCACUAGGUGGAGUUGGCAUAUCGAACAUGAUCAAAAUGUUUCAUCGACAUCAUUACAUGGGAUUUGAGAACCUUUGCAAGUACAGGGCAUAAGAUUUGGUAAUCUUGUUAUAACUGUCAUCUUCCCAGGGGUGUCAAGACCUUGUGCUGCUUAUUACUAGUUACUCGAAUUCUACAAGAGAAAUGUGUUUUCUUCUAUGGAGCAUUGAGCAAUGUUGCUGGUUCAUCUAGGUAUUUGCAGUUACAUCCAUUCUUUCUGUAUAAAAUUUAUUAUUUUUACUUUUUGGGUAUAAAGAAAAAGAUAUGAUAGUUGAGUUUAUUCUGUUAUGCCACAAUCUUAUUGUAAUAACACCAGAUCCACAUUGGCAGAUGA